GUGCUAGCUUGUUCUGCGGCGUUGCUAAUCAAAGUCCUAUGUUUUGUUCUGUAAAGUGUUUGUUUCCGUACGAACCAGUAGGACCUCUGUUUUUGGAUGAAACCGACCAAUUGGACUUUGUUCUGUUCACAUUCUGCGUCAGUUUUUUACUGUUUUGCUGAUUUAUGUCUUAUUAAUUAGUUCAGUGGUGCUAAAGUUAGCUUAGCUCGCUAGCUGCUAAGUGCUAAAAAGAUUUGUCGGUGUGUGAUGGGAGACAAUCUGUGUUUCUGACGGCGUUUGUGUGGGAAAAAAAGUGAAAAAUGUCCAUAAAAGUUGAGAUUCUGAGAUCGUUGGUGGAGCAGAGACUAACUGCAGCUGCUGAAGAGAUAUUUGGGCUGUUUGAAAGAACCAUAGCAGAGUACGAGGAGGAACUUUGUCGAACUAAAGAAGAAAACCAGAGACAAAAACAAAUACUGGACGAAGUUUGGAAUCAGAAAAAUCUCAUCCAUCCUGCAGAGUGUCCUCCUGCAGACGUCCAGCAGCCGUCGGCGGUUAAAGAAGAUGUUCCCCUUGAGCAGGAGGAGGAGUGGAACCUGAAGGAACCAGAAGUCUUACAACUUAAACAGGAACAGGAGGAGCUGUGGACCCACCAGGAGACUGAUAUCACCACGUUCCACUCCAGUCCUUUCUAUGAGAAGAAUGAAGACGACGAGGGGAAAGUCCAGGAAACAGACAGAGAGAACUGCGGGGGAUUUUCUGAAUGUGGAGUCACGUAUUCCGAGUUCAACAUGAGACAGGUUGACGACACACCCAGAGACCAAAUGACAUAUAAUGACGUGACCAUAUGCGAAGUAGGGGUUAAAAAGAAGCAACACCCGUGCUCUGAAUGUGGUAAAACAUUUAACUGCAGGUCAAGGUUAAAUCUACACUUGAAAAUCCACACUGGAGAGAAACCCCACGGCUGUUCAGUUUGUCAGAAACGUUUCAGCGAUAAAAGUACACUUCGGAAACACAUGGUCACUCACACUGGAGAGAAAGCCUUCAGGUGCUUAAUUUGCCAUAAAUGUUUCCGACUCAAACAUCAUCUUCAGGCUCAUAUGAAGACGCAUAUGAGGGCGCGUAUGAGAGGGGAAACGGGUGUCGUUAACAGUCACAUGGAAACAAACCUGAAUGACGAGACGCUAAUGAACAACCUGAAGACGGUUCUGCUGAAGAUGAACCUCAGUCCGUCGAACAUCGAAUGAUGACUCCUGGAGUUCACGAAGAUGGAAUUCAUCUCCCGCGAAACCUGCUGGAAACUCACCACAGAGGAGAGUAAUACGUACAGGACCAGUAAAUGUGUCUUUCUGAACAUCUCAGAAAACAUGAAAGGAUGAAGGAGGAAUCAAACCUACAAUGUGUGUGUGUCAUAAAGUUU
This is a messenger RNA of Sphaeramia orbicularis (orbiculate cardinalfish), 1396 nucleotides long. Its product is annotated as zinc finger protein Xfin-like. The record is from RefSeq and is a predicted model, not a curated record. Gene Ontology annotation, biological process: regulation of transcription by RNA polymerase II. Gene Ontology annotation, molecular function: RNA polymerase II cis-regulatory region sequence-specific DNA binding; DNA-binding transcription factor activity, RNA polymerase II-specific. The transcript is spliced from 2 exons. Bases 300 to 1223 code for a protein of 307 amino acids. Lineage: Eukaryota; Metazoa; Chordata; Actinopteri; Kurtiformes; Apogonidae.